Messenger RNA from Nerophis lumbriciformis (worm pipefish), 1999 nucleotides. RefSeq names its product branched chain keto acid dehydrogenase E1 subunit beta (gene bckdhb). Gene Ontology annotation, cellular component: oxoglutarate dehydrogenase complex. Gene Ontology annotation, biological process: branched-chain amino acid catabolic process; response to nutrient. NCBI's taxonomy places the organism in Eukaryota, Metazoa, Chordata, Actinopteri, Syngnathiformes, Syngnathidae. The record is from RefSeq and is a predicted model, not a curated record.
AGUUCACAUUGCCCUUCCUGAUCAGUCAAGUAGUGACAACAACAAUGGCGGCGUCUGCUCGGCUUUUCAUCAGAGGUGCACACUCCAAACUUUCUAUCCCCGGUUUGGCUACCGUGCCACCGAGCUUUGUUGGGCCCACAUUGCUGAAACGGUCACCGAGCGGCAGCUCCCAUACCAAAACACAACGCAGACAUGCAGCCCACUUCACUUUCCAUCCGGACCCCGACACAACACAGUAUGGGCCAACCGAAAAGAUGAAUUUGUUCCAAUCAGUUACAAGUGCAUUGGACAACACUCUUUCCGGAGACCCGACAGCAGUCAUAUUUGGGGAAGACGUGGCCUUCGGUGGAGUAUUUCGCUGCACAGUGGGUCUAAGAGACAAGUAUGGUAAAGAUCGAGUCUUCAACACUCCUCUUUGUGAGCAGGGGAUUGUUGGAUUUGGUAUUGGUGUAGCUGUUGCAGGAGCCACAGCUAUUGCAGAGAUUCAGUUUGCAGACUACAUAUACCCUGCAUUUGACCAGAUAGUCAAUGAAGCUGCUAAGUACCGCUACCGCUCUGGCAACUUGUUUGACUGUGGAAAUCUCACCAUUCGAGCUCCCUGGGGGUGUGUUGGACAUGGAUCUCUCUACCACUCUCAAAGCCCUGAAGCCUUCUUUGCCCACUGCCCUGGGGUCAAGGUUGUAGUGCCUCGUAGCCCAGUGCAGGCCAAGGGGCUGCUCCUCGCUUGCAUUGCUGAUAAGAACCCAUGCAUUUUCUUUGAGCCCAAGAUCCUUUACAGAGCAGCAGUGGAACAGGUUCCUACAGAGGCCUACACUAUACCACUCUCACAGGCUGAAGUUUUAGAGGAAGGAAGUGAUGUCACUUUGGUUGCCUGGGGGACACAGGUUCACGUGAUGAAGGAAGUGGCCACAAUGGCUCAGGAGAAACUUGGAGUUUCUUGCGAGCUCAUCGACCUUCGUACUAUCCUGCCAUGGGAUACUGAAACUAUUUGUAAGUCUGUGGUGAAAACUGGACGUUUGCUCAUAAGUCAUGAGGCCCCUAUAACUGGAGGCUUUGCUGCUGAAAUCAGCUCUACGGUGCAGGAGGAGUGUUUUCUUAACUUGGAGGCUCCCAUUACUAGAGUGUGUGGUUACGACACUCCAUUCCCGCAUAUUUUUGAACCCUUCUACAUCCCAGACAAGUGGAAGUGCUUUGAAGCAAUCAAGAAGAUGAUUAACUACUAAAACUGGAAUCAGCUCAUUAGUCUCCAGCGAGCGGCGGACACUAAGGCACACCUGCAACCUAUUUCCACCGAGGACUAUUUAAGCUCACCUCCCACAGCUGGCUCUUGUCGGUUAAUUUAUCCUGCACCUUCCACGUGCACGAGCCUGCUUCGCCUCGUCAGUCCUGGUAUGUUGUUUUUCCUUAGUCCUGUAAUUCCUAACGUUGUUGUGUUUGUUUCCUAGCCUCCUUGAGGCAACAAGGACUUUACCCUGUGUUUUAGUGUGCCCUGGCUUCUCCCCCUGCCGACCACUGAGGAACCUGUUUUCAUUUAAGUAUUCAUGGUGUGCAUUUCUGCCCCAUCGCUUUUUGUUACACUUUUUGGACUCAUUAAAUGUAUUCCCUUUUUGUUAUUCAAACUUGCCUCUUGUCUCUGCAUCCCGGGGUCACCCCCUUGACCAGUUCCUAACAAUUCUAGCUUGAUUUAGCCAUUUUUUUUUUACCGCUUUUGACGUGUGUUUCGGGUCAUUGUCCUGUUGGAACACCCAAUUGCGCCCAAGACCCAACCUGAUGAUUUUAGGUUGUCCUGAAGAAUUUGGAGGUAAUCCUCCUUUUUCAUUGUCUCAUUUACUAACUGUACAGCACCAGUUCAAUUGGCAGAAAAACAGGCUCACAGCAUAAUACUACCGCAACCAUAAUUUAGCCACCCUUGGUGUGUGUGUGACAAUCAUUGGCACUUUAACUUUAACUUAACUUAACCAUGAUUGACGGUAGGUAUGGUGUUCCUGGUAUUAAAGGC